AUGCACCGUCUUUUUGUUGAGCUGGAGCCAUCUUUAACCGUCACAGAGCAAAACCUGGCAGACCGAGUUCGGUAUAUCUUGCGCUCAAAUAUAUUUGAUGUCGCCGAACUCGAACGGCUACGACGUGAGGCUGUUCCCUCAUCGGAUGAAAAUGCUACGGCUGAGGCGCCACAAAUUGUAGAGCAACCCGCAAACGUGGAUGCCGCCGUGAAUACCCCAGUUGUGGUUGAUUCAAACGAUGAUGGAACAGUCGCCCAGGAACUGGAAUUAGAGCAUAUGAGGAGUACAUUGGAAGAGGCGAUUGUGGAAACGCGCAGUACGCCUCUUGAAAAUCGACCGCGACUUCCCCGCAUAGCCAUAUUCCUUGCUUAG
This is a messenger RNA of Parnassius apollo (apollo), 372 nucleotides long. Lineage: Eukaryota; Metazoa; Arthropoda; Insecta; Lepidoptera; Papilionidae. The record is from the annotation of a GenBank genome assembly.